CCAGCCGCAGACGAGCCGGCGUUGCUACAGCAAGAUGGUUGCGCUCCUCCGCCCGCUCUCGUCCGCCGCUGCGACGACCCUCCUCCUCGCCCCCGCCACGCCACUCACCGGCUCCGCAGUCGCCGCUAGCGCUAUCAUCGGCAGGCGGUGGAGAAGCGUGAGGACGAACGCGGGCGGUGGGAACUGGCUGUCCGGGCUGCUGGGCGGCAAGGGCGGCGGCGCGCCCACGGCGAUAACGGUGACGCCGGGGACCGUGAAGGCUGGAGACCCCGUGCUGCACGAGCCAGCGCAGGAGGUGGCGCCCGGGGACGUCCCCUCUGAGAAGGUCCAGGGCGUCAUCGACCGGAUGAUCGACGUCAUGCGCAAGGCCCCCGGCGUCGGCCUCGCCGCCCCGCAGAUCGGGGUCCCACUCAGGGUACGUGCGACCAAUAACACGGCUAUUAUUGUUCUGGAGGACACCCAAGAGUACAUCGGCUAUGCACCCAAGAAGGAUAUUGAAGCGCAGGAUCGCCGUCCCUUUGAUCUUCUUGUUAUUAUCAAUCCCAAGCUAAAGAAGACAAGUAAAAGAACAGCAUUUUUCUUCGAGGGAUGUCUGAGUGUUGAUGGAUACAGGGCGGUCGUCGAGCGACAUCUAGAUGUUGAGGUUUCAGGUUUGGACCGAAAUGGGAGCCCCAUUAAGAUACAGACUUCAGGAUGGCAAGCACGCAUCCUGCAGCACGAAUGUGAUCAUCUUGAAGGCACACUGUAUGUUGACAAGAUGGUCCCGAGGACAUUCAGGAUUGUUGAUAACUUGGAUCUACCACUUCCCAUUGGAUGUCCUCCGCUAGGUGCAAGAUAAUGUGGAUAGCUUGCAAUUUUUGUCAUCAAAUAGAGGCGUUUAGAAGGCUCCAUACAAUCAGGACAACAGAGUGAUCAUGUUCAUUCAAUCCUUCUCACUAGGAAAGGUGACAUGGAAGGCUAUGGAAUUCUGGGCCACAGUUUUGGAGGUGCACUAAUUUGCAGGUCAUGAUA
Phragmites australis (common reed) is the source of this 1011-nucleotide messenger RNA. RefSeq names its product peptide deformylase 1A, chloroplastic-like. Gene Ontology annotation, molecular function: peptide deformylase activity. The record is from RefSeq and is a predicted model, not a curated record. Bases 35 to 838 code for a protein of 267 amino acids. Gene Ontology annotation, biological process: N-terminal protein amino acid modification; peptidyl-methionine modification. The transcript is spliced from 5 exons. Lineage: Eukaryota; Viridiplantae; Streptophyta; Magnoliopsida; Poales; Poaceae. Gene Ontology annotation, cellular component: mitochondrion; chloroplast.